Vicia faba (fava bean) is the source of this 528-nucleotide messenger RNA. Lineage: Eukaryota; Viridiplantae; Streptophyta; Magnoliopsida; Fabales; Fabaceae. The record is from the annotation of a GenBank genome assembly.
AUGGUAGCGGGCCUGAAGAGAGUGAGUUACUUGGCGGAGACUCGUCGUUUUUGUUUCUCUUAUUCUACGCUUUGGCUUCAUAAUCCGGCCUUCUUCGACUCCGUCAUCUCACCUCUCUGCUUCGAAGCUCCGCUUGAUUCGCUUCUCUUCAUCGUGGAUUUGAUCGAUCACUACACCCACCGUCUCUGUUCCUCUCUUCUCAGUCGGAGUCGCUCCAACGACGAUUUGAAUGCAAGAGUGAAGCCAGAAAUCCAGAGAUGUGAAUUCAGUGUUGUUGUUGAUUCUGAUUCAGAUAAUGUGAAGUCGUGGUUGAUUAACAAGUCGAUGAAGACGUCGGUGGUGAUGAUGAACAAUCAAGCUGUUGCGGUUGUGGAAAAUGAUGCUCUAUACUUGAAGAUUGAUGAGAAAAUCAAGAUGAAGGGUGCAAUGAAGAUUGACACGCUGGUGAUGCGGAAGAAACUUGCAGAUAAUGAAGGUGCUGAUGACGAAUACUGCAGAUUGUUGAAGGCCUCUGAAGGUGGAAGAUAA